Molecule: messenger RNA, 1084 nt
Organism: Cydia amplana
Lineage: Eukaryota; Metazoa; Arthropoda; Insecta; Lepidoptera; Tortricidae
Gene: Fib
Product: rRNA 2'-O-methyltransferase fibrillarin
Exons: 8
Coding region: 146-1084 (312 amino acids)
Biological process (GO): box C/D sno(s)RNA 3'-end processing; rRNA methylation
Cellular component (GO): box C/D methylation guide snoRNP complex; Cajal body; nucleolus
Molecular function (GO): RNA binding; rRNA methyltransferase activity; histone H2AQ104 methyltransferase activity
Source: RefSeq, a predicted model, not a curated record
AUUCAAAAUGGCCUCACUUCCGUCAAGUGCACACCGGCGUCAUGGGCUCGCGUGGUUUAUGAAGAAAAUAAAGUUUAUUUUUGUGUAUAGAUAGUCAAAAAAUAAUAAAACAUUGGAUUUUUAAUAAUAAGUUCCUGAGCUUCAAAUGGGCAAACCAGAGUUCAACGGAGGCCGUGGCGGCGGGCGCGGUGGUUUUGGAGGCGGCCGGGGCCGCGGGGGCGGUAGGGGAGGCUUUGGAGGUCGCGGCGGCGGUGGCCGCGGGGGAUUUGAGAAGAGGGGCGGUGGCAGAGGGUUUAGCAGAGGAGCACCUGGUGGUGGCCGCGGUCGUGGUGGUGGCGGCAGAGGUGGUGGUGGCUUCAAGGGAGGCAAGCAAGUUAUCAUCGAACCACACAGACACCCUGGAGUCUUCAUAGCCAGAGGCAAAGAGGAUGCGCUGGUCACCAAAAAUCUUGUGCCGGGGUCUGAAGUCUAUGGUGAAAAGAGAAUAUCUGUUGAGACCGACGGAGAGAAAGUGGAGUAUAGAGUAUGGAACCCGUUCAGGUCGAAGUUGGCAGCGGCAAUCAUGGGAGGUGUGGAUGUCAUACACAUGCCUCCGGGCUCUAGAGUGCUGUAUCUUGGGGCUGCUAGUGGAACUACAGUCAGCCAUGUCUCCGAUGUUGUUGGACCGGAGGGUCUGGUGUAUGCUGUGGAGUUCUCCCACAGAUCGGGGCGUGACCUUAUCAAUGUUGCCAAGAAGCGGACCAAUAUUAUACCUAUCAUUGAAGACGCCAGGCACCCGCUUAAAUACAGGAUGCUGGUUGGUAUGGUGGACACUAUAUUCGCGGACGUGGCGCAACCUGACCAGGCCAGGAUCGUCAGUCUGAACGCGCAACACUUUCUGAAGAACGGAGGGCAUUUCGUUAUUUCCAUCAAGGCCUCCUGUAUCGACUCAACAGCCCAACCUGAAGCCGUGUUCGCGGCCGAAGUGAAGAAACUACAAGCGGAUAAGCUGAAACCUCAAGAACAGUUGACCUUAGAGCCUUAUGAGCGAGACCACGCGGUCGUUGUAGGGGUCUUUAGGCCCCCGGCCAAGAAAGACAAGUAA